AUGAAUGCAGUUAAAAUAGUGAAAAUAGUAGUACCAGAAAUAAUACAGUACGGUGUGCAAGACGCUGUGAUUCUAGACUGUGACUAUACUUACGGUAAUAACACAUCAGGACUGGUAGUGAAGUGGUUUUUCAGAAACAAAGCUAGACCUGUCUACCAAUGGAUUGUGUCGCAAAAGCCACAGGAUAUGGGAAUAUUGAGAGGUCGUGUCGAUUUAGCAUACAGAGCAUCUAACGAUCCAUUAAAAAUGUACAGAGCACUCCGCAUAGUGAAGCUCAAUACCGACAUAUCUGGUGAUUACACGUGUGUUGUUUCAACAUUCAUGGAAGAGGAUUCAAGAACUAAGCAAAUGAUUGUAUUUGGUAAGUUACUUUGUUAA
This is a messenger RNA of Parnassius apollo (apollo), 378 nucleotides long. NCBI's taxonomy places the organism in Eukaryota, Metazoa, Arthropoda, Insecta, Lepidoptera, Papilionidae. The record is from the annotation of a GenBank genome assembly.